Molecule: messenger RNA, 4798 nt
Organism: Micropterus salmoides (largemouth bass)
Lineage: Eukaryota; Metazoa; Chordata; Actinopteri; Centrarchiformes; Centrarchidae
Product: stonustoxin subunit alpha-like
Exons: 4
Coding region: 261-1883 (540 amino acids)
Molecular function (GO): protein binding
Source: RefSeq, a predicted model, not a curated record
GCAUCUGAGAUUACAGCCACAACACUGAGCUUUCUGACUGAGAACACAGAUCUGGAUUUCUGUUUUUUUAAUCACUUGUGGUGUUUUCAAAGGAUCAGACUCAAACGAGCAGCCGUAAGUAUCCGAGACGCUGUGAUUUAUCUGUUGUGAAGACUGAAACAAGCCUGAACAUGAACUGAGAGGUGAAGAGAAACAUUAACGUUAAGUCUCAGUGUCAAAGACAAUGAAACAAGUCUGAAAGAGUCUGAAUUCGAUAGAAAAUGAGUCUCGUUGACGAACCUGCGCAGGAAAAUGACCGGAAAGAGCCCGAAAUACGUCUCCAAGAGGACAUCAAGAGUAAUGAAUUUGACCCUGAGGACGAAAAGGACAAAAACAUGAUGAUGAAAGACGUUGUUAAGACAAGUCAGAGGGAUAAAAGCAGCAUUAACCCGCUGAGUCUUUUCUCAGAGGACUUCAGCCAGUUUAAGGAAGACGUGUUGAAAGUGUUCAGGGACAAAGACACGAAGACGGAAGAUGAAGACCGCCCAUCGACCCAGGCAGAAAAUAAAUCUACCAGCAGUGCGCUCGGUCUCCUGAAAGAGGACUUCAGCCACUUUAAAGACGACGUGACCAGCGUCUUUACCUCCAGCUCGUCCAAGGACAAAGAGACGAAGUCUGCAGAUCAUAAAGCGAGUCAGCCAGCGGAGAAGACGAUCAGUCGUCUGAGCCUUCUCAAAGAGGACUUCAAUCAUUUCAAAGAAGACCUGUCUAACGUCUUCAGGAUUGGUCUUUCAAAGGAGAGAGACAACAAGGCCGUCACGGCGAAGGAAGAAACAUCUGACACCAUGAAGAUAAAAGGGUUGAAAGCUGAAAGGGCUGACGAACCCUUCAACCCUCUGAGUCUGUUCAGAAGAGACGGACCACUUUCACAGACUUCUCAAACAACAGAGAACAAUCAGGGAGGUAAAAAGACAUUUUCAGAAAAUGGCGAGGGACAGGUGGACGAUGUCUUUAGGGGAAACCUCUCAGAGCAGGACGACGAGACAGUGGACGUCGAGAAAAUCAACAACAACAACAUGAAAGACAACAGCGAACUGACUGAAACACAGCACAGUGAGGAGAUGAGUCCUACAUCACAGGCAGCCAGGCAGAGAUGUGAGAGGGAAGAGUGGGGUGACAACUCCUCUGUUGUGUCAGCAGAAGACCAGAGGAUACAAGAGGAAGAAGAAGAGAAGCCAUCAGAGUCUCUUCCCUUGGAGUCCUCUGGGAUCUCUAAUCUGACAGACCCAAAUAAAGACGACACGAGGUAUCGAUCUGGAGGAGACUUGUGGUCGGUGAAAAACUUUGCCUGCUAUUUGACCUUUGACCCUAACACCGCCAACUCAGAGCUCCAUCUGACUGACUGUAACAGGAGGGCGACUCGAGUGUGGUCAGAACGUCGACCCGCGGGCCACUCGGAGCGGUUUGAGCGUUGUCCUCAGGUCCUGUGCAGGGAAGCGCUGCUGGACUCGGUGUACUGGGAGGUGGUGUGGAGUGGCGGCGCCGACGUAGGCAUCACCUACAACAGCAUCUCCAGAGACGGAGACACGGCGAGCUGUCUGCUAGGACACAACAAGCGGUCUUGGAGUCUGGAGUGUUCAGAAGGAAGCUACACACCGUGCCACGAUAAGAAAAGGUUCAGGUCCUCCUCACCCCGACCCUUCACCCACAGAGUCGGGGUUUACCUGGACUGGUAUGCAGGCUCUCUGUCCUUCUACUGCGUCUCUCGGGACACCAUGGUCCACCUUCACACCUUCACCUCCACCUUCACUGAGCCUCUGUACCCGGGUUUCUGGGUCUGGGCCUACGACGGCUCGGUGUCACUGUGUCAGGUAGAGUUAGACUGGGAACGACUGCUGGAGUGAACCAGUGGAACCCAGCGGUCGGGGUGGGGGGGUCUCUGUUGUGGACCGAGGAGCUUUAAUACAACUCAGCGGUGACACACAUCUACGAUAGCGUCCUCCAUUUUGGCUCUCGGUCCACUCAGAGCUCAGCUGUCUGGACGGCUUGCUGUCCUGCCCUAAACUGAUGUAAUCUGUAAGUCCACUUUCAGAUCUAAAAAAGUCCAAGAUACCUCUGAAACUUAAAGACUGAAUUCUGUAGUGGAUCAGUUCUGUCUCUUUGGAAAGUGUUCUGAUGCCGAGAACAAAACACUGAUGAACCUGCUUUAACAGAGUCAGUGAGUGAUAUGCGCUGUCUGCUGCUAUAAUGAUUAUUUUUACAUUUUUAAAAGUUAACUGUGGACACUGAUUUAUAUGUAUUAAUAUAUAGAUAUGUUGAUUUAUUUUUGGACAUGAUGGGACUUCAAAAGAUUCACUGCUGGAGUUUAUGCCUUAAGCUUUGGACAAAGUGGAAGACGAACAACUGAAAGCUACAAAGACAAACAUAAGGUAACAUAAAGAUGUUUUAGUGUUUGACAGUCAGGCAGGAAACCUGACGACUGAGUAAAUCCACUGCAGGUAGACGCCGCCGCAAAUCCCACAAGAACGGCAACUGACACGUGUUCUUGUACCAAAACAAACAUGGACGCCCAACCAGCAGCUUGUUUAUCCGCAGCCACAUCUGAGCUGAAAAGACCGAAAAAAAGGAAGUAAACGGCUGAGAGUCUGGCGAGACCCUGGAUGGCUACCUUCAGGUAAAGCAGUUUGUUUACAAGUACGUCUCGCCCACUUGUGUGUUACAAGUGACGUCAAUAUCUGCUGACAGUCAACACUAACUGAGCCAGACUGGAACAGACCCGGUCCAACUUGGCCCCUUCAGUCGUCACGCUCAAAUCGUGUGUCCCUGCUCUUAACCUCUUACCAUUCCUGUACAAUUCAUGCAAAAUGCCUCUUCAAGGCAGAUCCAAAGUAAAUUGAAUGUAGUUCUUGAACCAUCUGGAGUAUCUGCCUGGUCGGGCUUCUCUGAACGAUAACAGUCUGCAGUGUCUAACCCAAACGUCAGAAUCACUGUAAGAGUUACUGGAAUUGAUUAAUAUAAGUUUAAACACACUAAAACUAUUAUAUUUUUUGUUUCCACUUGAAAAUGUUGUGGGUUAUGGGUUGUACUAACAAAUGAAUGCAGACAACUAUAGCUGGGAAACACUGUAGGGCCGCAGCAUAAAGCCUUACCUAGAACAAGUUUAAAUUUCAUACCAAUACCAUGAAAAUGACAGUUUUCCACAGGUUUUGAGUGUAUCUCUUCCCUUUUUUUUUCUAAAACAGCCCCGCCCCUUGGCAUCGCUCCUAUCAGCCGGCAGCUCGACGCAGACGUGUUUUUUGCUGGUAGAUUAUGAACUUCCUACUUAAGGCUGGAUAUCGUCAUUUUCAGAAUGGCGCUUCCUCACAGCGCGGGUUCUCGUUGGCUGUUGUAGGCUGUGAAAGGGACAUGUGAGCUCCUAUUGGGUCGGAUUUGGUGUCACUCGAAAGGUCAGAGUUCAGCGGCUAAAUUGAAUACAAGCCAUCGUAGUUGUUUACAUUCAAAUUGGAGUUAUUACGGUUAUAAUGACAAACGAGCCACGUCUGCAGAUCUGAAGCGAUGCGGCAGCCGUCCCUGGGGAUUUACUGAUGGAAUAAUGUGUUUUGGACUAAAUAUUUUUACUGGAUUUGAUCAUCUGGACCUUUGACAGCGUAACAAGACCAUUUUUGUUGGAAUAUAAUCGAUCGGUGGAUUAAGUUACUGUGAGGAUUCAUAAGUGAGUCGCAUCAGUUUUGUUUGUACUGGUUGGUCUGACAGAGGCGCUGAUUGGACCCGCUGUGGUAUCUUGAAAUGGUUUGCAUUGGUUGAAUCACGAGGAUUGUUGAGUAUGAACUUAACAUAGCAGUUAUGUGCACAUACUGAAAGCUGCCACGAGGACCUGAUGUAACGCACCGUCUGUAAGUCCACCUUCAGAUCUAAACGAGUCCAAGAUACCUCUGACACUAAAAGACUGAAUUCACUUUGGAAAAUGUUCUGAUGCAGGAAACACAGAUGAACCUGCUUUAAUAAAAUCAGAGUGACUCAGUGAUCUGUGCUGUGUGUUAAUGCAUAUGUCUGACCUGUAGCUGGCUCUCCUGACUCCCUCGGGCCUCCUGCAGCUCCUUCUCCAGCUGCUCCAGACGAGCAACACGGAUCUGAAACACACACACAGUUCAGACUCAUCCAGAUGUGCUGUGUUACCAACCAGAUGUGUGUACUGUAAACCAUCAACAACAACUCAACUGUGUAAUAAUUUAAUAAGAUGAAUCGAUAUUAUUUGGAGCAGCAGCAGCCGUCAGUCUCACCUGUGUCCUCUGAACCACCUCAUCGCUGGUGCCGAAGCGUUCCUCCAUCACAGACUGAACUUGCUGGGCUUCAAACUCCAGCUGCUGCCGAAUCAGAUCCAUCUGCAGAGAAAACUACAACACAAACACACAAAGGUCAGGGCAUAAUAUAGGUCAUAAUAAUAUUAAUUCAAGCACUCAUUAUGCAGAAUGGCCCAUUUCAGAAUGAUUGGUUUAAUGAUGGUUAUUAUAUUAUUGGAUUAUAGUCAACCUGUAAUAAUAAAUCAUUAUAGAUUUACUGAUUAUAUAUUAUUCAUUUUAAUCUGCAAAGUUAGUAAAAAGUACAAUUUUGAGAUGUGGUGGAAGUAGAAAGUGGCAUUAAAUUAAAAUACUCAAGUAAAGUUAUCUAAAAUUGUACUUCAUCUAUAGUAAAUUGAAUUACCAACACCAGAGAUGCUCACAGGUCACUGAGUUCAAGUCUCAAGUCUCUGGUGGUUAUAAUGAAUGUUGUGUCAGCUGCUGCGUUCAAUCCAGGCUGCUUAUAAAACUGCAGAGCUAUA